Mobula hypostoma (lesser devil ray) is the source of this 9601-nucleotide messenger RNA. Its product is annotated as endothelin-converting enzyme 1-like. Lineage: Eukaryota; Metazoa; Chordata; Chondrichthyes; Myliobatiformes; Myliobatidae. Gene Ontology annotation, cellular component: plasma membrane. Gene Ontology annotation, molecular function: metalloendopeptidase activity. The transcript is spliced from 18 exons. Gene Ontology annotation, biological process: peptide hormone processing. The record is from RefSeq and is a predicted model, not a curated record. The coding region runs from base 183 to 2483 and encodes 766 amino acids.
GGAGUCUGGCACUGAGUUCUGGGAGCUAAUCUGAUCAAUGUUUACAUCUGAAAGGCUUUGGUGUUUUCAGGGGUGGUUUGGCACACUGUGCUGCAGCAGACCCAAUUGGUUUAAACUUGAUGGGUUAUUGUAGAUUUCACCUGACCUGAUAUAUAUAUACUUUUGGAGUCUGACUGAGAAUAAUGGAAGCACUCAGAGAAGCCAUUUACUCUUUGACUCUUCAGAUGUCGACCUACAGGCGGGCCACCUUUGACGAGGAUGACCUGAUCAGCUCCAUGGUUGAAGAUGAAAUUUAUCCAGUGAGCAGACAGGUGGGCUUGAGGAGAUCAAGGGGUUUGAGGGGCUGUUGGGCCAACAGAACUCACCUGGAAAAGCGUCUACUGGUUCUGAUCAUCCUGGUUGCAAUGGCGCUGCUCUGCAGCGUCAUUGCCCUGCUCAUCAAAUACAGAAAUACCCCAAAAGUUUGCCUGACUGAGUCCUGCAUCAAGGUUGCCAGCAGUAUCCUCCAAGCCUUGGAUCGCUCUGUCGACCCCUGCCACAAUUUCUACAACUUCGCCUGUGGAGGCUGGAUGAAGACAAACCCACUGACAGAUGGAAAGGCCAGAAUAGAAACAUUCAACACCAUAUGGAACCAGAACCAGGCCAUCAUGAAGCAUAUUUUGGAAAGCAAAAAGUUGAACACCACAAGUGAAGCUGAACGCAAAGCCCAGCAUUUCUAUCAGGCCUGCAUGAAUGAGCAGAAGAUUGAGGAUCUGCAGGAAAAGCCUCUAGUUGACAUCAUUAACAAAUUGGGAGGCUGGAACAUCAGCAGAGACUGGAACAAGGACAACUUUCAAGAAGUGCUCCAGGCCGUCACAUCCCACUACCAAACCAGCCCAUUCUUCGUCGUCUACAUCGGCACCGAUGCUAAAAGCUCCAACAGUAAUAUCAUUCAGAUCGACCAGUCCGGACUGAAUUUACCUUCAAGGGAUUACUAUCUCAACAAAACUGCCAAUGAGAAGGUCAUAACAGCUUACUUCAAUUACAUGGUGAAACUAGGGGUGCUGCUGGGUGGCGAGGAGACUUCUACCCAGGCCCAAAUGCAGCAGGUUCUCGACUUGGAGACAGAGCUGGCCAACAUAACAGUUUCACAGGAGGACCGCGCAGAUGAAGAGCAAAUCUACAACAAAAUGACGAUACGCAGCCUCCAGGCGCUGGCUCCAGCUGUUGACUGGCUACCCCUGCUCUCUGCUAUCGUAUAUCCAAUGGAGCUGAAUGACUCCGAGCCUGUGGUCGUCUAUGCAAAGGAAUAUCUGAAGAAGGUCUCAGACCUGAUUAAUUCUACAGAUAAAAGUAUCCUCAACAACUAUAUGAUGUGGAGUGUGGUAACCAAAACUGCCAGCUGUCUGGAUCAUCGCUUCCAGGAUGCCGAGGAAGAAUUCCUCAUGGUCAUGACAGGAACUAAAACAACAUGUAACACUCGAUGGAAGAAGUGCAUUAGUGACACUGAUGAAAUGCUUGGGUUUUCCCUUGGAGCUUUGUUCAUUAAAGAGACAUUUGCUAAAGACAGCAAACAGAUUGCUGAAGAGAUGAUUUCCGAAAUUAAAGCAGCUUUCGAAGAGAACAUGAAGAAGGUCACGUGGAUGGACGAAGAGACCAAAGCAGCAGCAAAAGAGAAGGCAGAUUCAAUCUACAACAUGAUUGGCUUCCCGAAGUUUAUCCUGGAUGCAAAAGAACUGGAUGAGGUCUUCAGUGAUUAUAAAGUGGUUCCUGACUUCUAUUUCCAAAACGUGCUGCAGUUCUACAACUUCUCCACGCGAGUCAUGGCCGAUCAGCUGCGGAAACCUCCCAACAAGGGCCAGUGGAGUAUGACCCCUCCCACCGUCAAUGCCUACUACUCCCCAACAAAGAACGUGAUUGUGUUCCCGGCAGGCAUUCUCCAGGCUCCAUACUUUUCUCAGGAUUUCCCCAAGUCUUUAAAUUUUGGUGGAAUCGGAGUGAUUAUGGGACAUGAACUAACUCAUGCAUUUGACGAUCAAGGGAGAGAGUACGACAAAAACGGCAACAUGAGGCCCUGGUGGAAGAACUCCUCAGUCGCGGCCUUCAAACAUCAGACCGAGUGCAUAGCUGAGCAGUACAAUAAGUAUGUAAUCAACGGUGAGCACGUGAAUGGCAAGCAAACGCUAGAUGAAAAUAUCGCUGAUAAUGGUGGUUUGAAAGCAGCUUACCAUGCCUAUGAGAACUGGGUAAAAAAGAAUGGCGAAGAGAUGAUUCUGCCUGCCUUGGACUUCACUAAUCGACAGCUCUUCUUCCUGGGAUUUGCCCAGCUUUGGUGCUCCUUGCGGACCCCGGAAAGCAUCCACAUAGGGCUCAUCACGGACAGCCACAGUCCUUCGAUGUACAGGGUCAUCGGAGCAGUGACUAACUCUGUCGAUUUUGCCAAACAUUUCAACUGUCCUGAAGGAAGUCAAAUGAACCCAGUGCAAAAAUGCGACGUGUGGUGAAUUAAAUAAGACGGUGAGAAAUGGAAGCCUUGAGUCCUGGAGCAGUGGGAUUGGUCUGAGCGUCAGGUCCCACCUCAGCUAAACGGGUCAAUUCUGCAUCUCGUAACAAAGAGAAAUUUAUUUGACUAUAUUUUUGUUGAAAUGCCUGUGGAUCACAGUGUGAAUAUUUUUACUCAGCUUCCCACACUGUGGAUAACGCUGGAACCUGUGAGAAGAGUACACAACCAAACAGAAGAUGACAUUUGAUGGCAUUGCUGCAAGACAGGGCACUACUCACCUCAACACUAAUUGCCCUUUCGCUUCAGAGCAUUUACACCUUGGUUGUUAUUUUUACUAAGUAGGGUGAAUAUUUAAGAUGCUAAAGAAUGGUCUUGGUGGUGUCGUAGAAGGGGAGCAGAUUUUGUGGAUGUUCUGUCACUGUAUCGGGGUCUCCGUGCACAUGGAUCUACCACCCAAGUUGGAAAUAUCUGAGGAAAUUUAUGGCAAAGAUUUAUAAUUGGAUGGAGUUUGUAUGCAUUGCCCUGGUCUAAGUACACUGAAAUGUUAUUGAUCAGAGAGAUCAUGAAUAGUUUAUGGCCACAUGGCUGUGUUUGCCUCCUUUCCUUCUUUCGCUAUCAAGUGAUAACGUCCAUGUUUGUUUUCUGUGCAGCAAUAGGGGGCAGAGGGUGGUAACUGAUGUCAGGAAACUCAUUAGCCUCUUAACUAACUUUGACAAUUUAACAAAACAUCUGGCCAAUCCUCCCCUUCCCACCUCACGUCCCAAAGAACCCAAGGACUGACAGAGUCCAAAACUACUUCCCAUGGGGCGGGAGAUUUUGGAGGAGUGACUAAAAUGUUGAGAGCAAUUGUGCCUUGGCCUUAUUGAAGUCCCUGCUUUCAGAUUUAUUCAGUCAAAGGCAGAUUCUUAGCAAAACUGCUGUUUGCUUGUAUGUGUCCCUAACCAACUCUGAAACUCGUUUGCUAUGGCUAGUUUUCUAGAUCCUGAAUCUACAUAUCUUCAAAAUUUUAGGCAUCUAUUCUGCAAAACUAUUAGAUUGUGAUGUAUGCACUUUUAAUCACAUUUUAAAAUUAUGUUAAUAAGAUACUCCAUUGGAAAGCACAGUGAGACUGAUUUGCCUUUAUAAUCUCCAGUACUGUCCUUUAAAAUUCUUAUUCUCGUGAUCAAGUCCAUUCAAGAGAUGAACCUAGAUCUCACUAUCUCUAUUAUCUCAUUCAGCCCUACAACCCUUAUGAUUGCUAUAGUUCUGACCUCAUUUACAUCCGCAGUUUUCCUCCAGUUCAUCAUUGAGAAGUGUGUGGCUUGACAUCAUCAGCAAAGAGGUCCGUUGUCACUGUCUGUCCCUCAGGAGCCCCGCAGAAGGUCAGAGCCAAUCAUGGAAGGGUCGCCCUCUGCGUCAAACCCUGCCUCAUGUUACUAGUUACAUUUGGCAUUUGCACUCUGUCAUCUUAGUAAGUCCCUCAGGGUGAAGAAUGACUUGUUUCCACUCCAGUUCUGCAGGCAUCUGCAGACCUAGCCACAGGUGGGGUAGUUUACAGAUACAAUCUUCCUGAACUGAGCUGGAGCUAAUGGUAAUGGAGUGAAUUGCUGGAUGGUUGGAGAUAUCGAGAGCUUAGGAGGUAGUGCUCUUCUUCGAUCGCUUACACAGGACCUGUGUGUGCUCCCAAGAGUGACUCAGGAUUUUGCCCUUAAUCAAGAAAGUUUUAAACACAUCCUUGAAUCUUUUCCUUUGUCCAUCUGGAAAUCUCAUUCCACAAAAGAGCACAGAGUGGUGACAAAGUCAGCACAUGUGGUGCAGGGAAGAGAGCCACGGCCUCGCAUCAGCAGAGCCCCAGGUUCAAUCCCGACCUUGGUAGCUGUCUGUAUUUCCCAGAGACUUAACUCUCCUAGCUUGGUCACUACAAAUUACCCUUGUUGUGCAGAUGAGUGGUUAGAGUCUGAGUAGAGGGUUGAUGAGUACUUGGGCAGAAUAAAAAUUGGAUUAAUGUAAAUGUGUGGUUGAUAGAGCAAACUUGAUGGGCCAAAUGGUCUGUUUCCUUGCUAUAUCUUUCUACGACUGACUUUUUCACAGUCUGGAGUCUAUGGGCCUUAGUGUUAAGGGUGUUGGCCUGGGGUGACAUUAGUUUGCCUAUUCUGCCAAUAGAUUUGAAGGAUUUUAGUUUAAGAACACAUUAACUAAUCAGUGUGUGGAGCAAUUUUUAAAAGAUGUGUUUAGUGGUAUGGUACAUUCAUUACAAAUAAUGCAUUAAUAUGCACAUUAACAGUGAUUAAUGUUCCUCAUUUUCAUUUGUAUCAGCUGCAAAAAGCAUACCAUAGAUUGCCAGCUAUCUGACAGUAACUUCAGCAAAUUUUAGUCAAGUUGGCUGAGAUUCCUGCCCAUCCCUCCCUCGCUUUCUGAUGCCACUUUCAGGCAACUCCCACUCUUCCAAAGCUUGUAUUAAUUAUUUAAAAUUCCUGUGAGUCUCUCAUCAUAAGCGAGAGUGAAUUAUAACUGAUAGUGUUUUACCAAGGAAUAUUUUGCAGAGGUUUACAUAGCACUAUUUGUUUUCACCACUAAGUGCUGAAGGGUUCCUCCCUUCAGUACCUACAUGGGCAGUCUUUGUACAUUGAAAUUUCACAAUGAGCUGAAUGACUUUGCUGAUGUUGGGUAACUGCAGGAAACAGGUUACGUCAAGGCAAACCUAUGCAAUAUUGUCAGGGUAAAAUGUGAGUUUUCAAAUGAGUUGUAAUAGAUGUCCAGUGUGUGUCAUUGGUACAGUACAUGGACUGGAUGUAUCCUGUUUGUAUCUGGCUGAUUGGCCAAUGACAAUGAUCCUUCCUGUUGUAUUGGAUUCCUUUGCCUCCAAACUAACUCCAUCAGCUGCUGGAUGGAAGCAAAUCCCUUUGCACUACCGCGGGUGUGGGGGUUCACUCAGCGUAUUAUCUAGUCAGCUAGAUCCCAUCUGCACUGGCUUAACAUCACAAACAGCGCAACCACAGCAGAUAAACUGAUGUUUCAUUUAGUUUUUUCUGUACUGAGAGACUCGUAGGAAAUGUUAGAGGUUCCUGCACAAUAAUGAACUGAAGUUGAUAUCAUGCUGUCAUCAGUGUAACCUGGUAAUGCAGCAAUCAGAGUCUAAAAAAUAGAUUUCCCCUUUUGGAAGUCUUAUCUACCACUGAUGGUAGUACACCAUCAGGAAAUCUCACAAUUCCACCUACAAGACUUGAACUCUGAAGAACAACCACCCUUACAAUUCAAAUUCUCCUCUCUUGUCAGGAACAUUGUACAGAGAGAACAAUUUCCAGUACAGAAUACCCAAGUAAAUUCUGAUGGCUGAACAUUGUCACUUAGGGUUGCGCAUUUACUACUGAUCUUUGUAGCUACUUCAAGAAAAAAAUAAGUUACUUUUGUACAAAAAAAAAUCAAAAUGAGGUUUUGUGCUCUUUAGUGGAUUCACAAAGUAUAGUAUUAAUCCGAACACCGAUCUGACCCCAGUUAACUGGGAUAAUAAGCACUGUUACCACCGGGUUUUUUUCAUACUGUGGUUGCAGAAUUGUGGUUCAAAAAUUAUGUGUAAAUGUUAUGCAUUGACGUCCAUAACAAUCCUUUAGUAAUGCUUUUCAUCUGAAGCAAGUAGUUAUUUGCAGCUGCUACCCACCUCUGGCAACAGAAUUGCAGCACCUAAUCUAUGUUCUGAUUGCAUCAGGGUAGUUUCUCCCAUUCACUGCCCCGUGGUUGUGCUGAUGGGCUGAAUUCUCUCUUGCCUAUUGCAAUCCAGUGGCUGAGGAGAGGCCAGGACUCCUGAUCACUGUUCAGUGCUUUGGGUGGGGGGGGGGUGGUCAACGGGACCAUGACUCUGUUCAUUGUCUUGUGGCUGGGUGCAGGAUUAGUGCUCUCCUUAUUGGACUCUGUUCCUGUUCCUGACCAGUGCUCAGUGGUUGGGCCUGAGGGUACUGUUCUCAAUCCUGUCCAAUCGUUGGGUCAAUGACUGCUUAGAAACAAUUGGAUGACAGUAUGUUUGACUUGCCGUUACUGUGCCGUUGAUUGUUUGAUUUACAACUGAGACGUGCAGGACAGCUGGAGGUUUCGAGCUUAGAUUGAUAGGGGCAACGGCAACAGAGUAACAGUUUAUUUAGCUUACCUUCCCCUCUCUCUGAUUCACAAUCAGUCAUUUUAUUACCUGUUAUUUAACUACUGUAUAUUGCAUCGUCUCCAACAUCUUGAAGGGAAAGUCAACUGCAUUACAAGAAAACAAUUCCACACUACUAACUGUGGGUGCUUUCAUGUUGUUAACAGUGAACUUUCGCAGUAGCUAGCUGAUGCAAGUGUUCAUCUCCAAUUUAAUGACCUCACGCUGGAUCUAUACCCUACCUGCAUUAACUUUCUUUUCCUUCCUAUCACCUGACGUUGUCAGCACAGGUAGGUAACGGGGGCUUGUGGAGCUGCUAACUCACAGCACAGCGAGCAAGGUUCGGUCAUGAUCUUCCUCUACGUUGUAAAGGAAUCUACAGAUUAACAUUUAAGAAAUGGUCAAGAAUGUGUCCAACCAUUCAACCUUGUGCAAGUAAAAAUGGUCAAAUUAAAUUUUAAAAAUAAUGACUAAUAGGGGAAAAUAACCAGAAAUAUUUUAAAAAUUCAUCGAUCACGGGAUUAAAAUUGUUGGUAUUCCUGAAGUAACCUAAUAAUUUUAAAAAGCAUGAGCAAAUUCCUUCUAGUUAACAAUCAUGAGUGAUCAGUGAAUUGCUUCUCAGCUACAAACAUAUGGGUUUAAUGGCAGCAAUGGAACUUAAAAGGAACUAUGACAACCAUUUAAAGCCCCCCACCCCAACUCCCUUUAGUCAAGGGUGAAAUUUCAGCUGCUUAGUAUUUCUGCUUGUCCCACCACUUAACUGUGAGUCAGAUAUGGGGCUGAAUAUCUUCAUUACCCAAAGCGGAGAGAAGCUUCACAUAAUCUUAUUUACUAGAUAUGUUGAUUAUGUAGUUUUCUCUUGUCAAUCUGAAAAUGUGCCUCUUGUUUGAAAUAAAUCAUUGAUUCUGAUUUUAAUUUUUAUGUAAUACUGGCCUGUAAAGAGAAAAUAUUUACAUAAAUAUUUGAUGUACUGUAUGUGAACAUAUUUUCUUGCAAUGUUGACAGAUUUUAUUUUGAAUGAGUGCUGUUGUGUACAGAGUCUUUUUAAUGAGAUGUCCUGUGGGUGAAUUGCAAUUCUGGUCGCCUAUAUAUAAGUUUUUUUGUUGUACAGACAGAAAUGUUUUAAUUAUAGUUCAAACAUUAAUCAAUGUAUUUGGUUUGGUGGUUUCAUGGGUCAUGAGAGAUAUUUUUUCAACAGUUGUACAAGGAGCAUUCUUUUAUUGUACAUUAUUUUUUUCUCUUGUCGCUGUGAUUUCCAUCUGUUUCAUCAAGAAGCAUCCUUACAGGAGCUGGCUGUCUUUGAGGGAAUCCAGUCAGGAUCCAGUUCCUGGCUACCUCGAGGUGAUAAUGAUUGUAUCACUUCAAACGGCUGGAGAAACUACCUUCUUAGCAAGGUCUGGCUAAGAAAUCCCUGGCUCUCUUGACCUAAAUCUGAGAGGUACUGCAUGGGCCAGAGUAGUCACUAGAUUUAGACAACAAGGGUAUUAUAGUUGUUGACCUUGACCCUGAUUCCAGCAGCUAUUUGGAGGGAUAUAGUCUGAUCUUAACAGCAGAUGGAACAGGUUAUUAUCAAUACCAACCCUUAAAUUCCACUUUAAAAACCACCUCUCAUAACUGGUCCCUGCUCUCAUGAAUUCCCGCCAUGCUUUUUCACACUGUUUUGAGAGGAUUCCUGUAGAGAUUGCUCCUGUGUCGCCUUUCCCAUCUUGUCCUUGUUUUCCAUCCAGACAGGCCCCAACAUUUCAUUGUUUAUCUGGAUAGGUACCCCUGCUCCCCCUUCCACCUCCCUUCCAUAGAUGCAGUUCAAACACCAUUUAUUUUUACCUAGUUAUGUUGUAACACCUAACUUCUCUUCAAACUGUUCGGGAUCAUUAUAAAUCUUUGUACCAUGUUAGACCAUUGGUUAACAUGGAGGAAAAUGACUCAUUUCUUCCAUCCUCUUCAAUUCCUGCUUUCGCAGUGGCAGCCUGAAUGUAUUUGAACUGUUCAUUCAAAAUGACCCAAUGGACACUGAGCCAGAUCAGAACAAGUAGGAAAAAAAUUCUUGGUCCUUAUGAGUAUUGCAAAGGACAAAAAAAAGCUGUUGAGAAAGCUUUAGAGAGGGAAUUCCAGAGCCAAGUCUUUGCAGCUAAAGAUACAAUGACCAAUGGUGGAACAUUUGGAGAUGGUGAUGAAAUCAGAAACGAAGAAAAGCUAUCACAUAACUGGGAGCAAAUGGAAGCCUGUAAGCACAGGCCUAAUGGGAUUUGGUGCAAACCAGAACCAGGUGCAGCGGGAUUUGUGAACAGCUCGACAUUUCGGAAUGUAUUCUUUUUCAUCUUCCUCCAACAUAAAAGGAAAACCAUUAUAAACUUCCAAAGACGUAUUUGAAAUGCAAUUAUUUUUAGAAGCAAUUAGAUAGAGGUCUGGAAGCUGCACAGCUCUGGGAACAAAUAUUAAUUCCAAGAGGCUCUGGAAGAGACUAAGGGCUUAAGUAAAAUCUUUCAGUAGAAAUAUUAUUACUCAGAAAAAGCUUUGAAUAACUAUGUUUGCACUUUGGUUAUACUGGGAAGAAGAAAUAUCUGUUCUGCACCUGAUUUGUGGUCCUCAUUUGAAGUAUUUGCUCAAGAUGAGAAUGCAGAUUAUUUUUGUGAUUAUUGUAAUGUACUCAGUGCUAUCAGUGAAUACGUACUCAGCAUCUUUAAGCCCUUCGUGAAUAACCUGGCAAACACUGUGGAGCACAGAGUAUCCCAAGCAUGGGAAAUUCCAAUGGGAAAGGUUGUUCACAUUGCAUUUUAGUUAAUAGAACCCGAAAGGAGUUGCUACUGUUUAAAGUGAAAAUAAAUCUCUGCAGUUAUGAAGAAAAACCUGGACAAUGUUCCUGCAUGGCCUGAUAAGAGGCAAGUAAUGUUCACCUCAUAGAAGUUCAAGGUGAUUGCAAUACUCUAUGAGAAAGAGUCUAACCAUCUUGCCUUGAUGUUCAGCAUUACCUGACAAACCUUCUUCAUAACCAGGUGGUCUAAAUUGAUCGG